CCACAGGACUAACCAACACGUCAUUCAUGCUGCUCUGCGUACAGCUCUAUCAAAGAUGGCUGAUAUAGGAAGUAGUCGCCAACACGACAACUAACCUCAGAGACGAUAACGUUUGUUAUUCAGCACGGGAGCGUUUAUAUCUGUCUGAGAUGGAUGAUGUGGAGAUCACAGAUGUCGAUGAAGGCCGCCCUCAGGUGGAGAAACCGCCCCUCAAGAACCAGGACUUAGGUUCUCUCAGUCUUUUUGUGGGAGACCUUCUCUCCCAGUAUGGCUGGCACCUGUUGGUUGUGACUGUGCUGGUCUACGUGCUCAUCCAGUACCUGAGCAAGAGGAGAUCCAGCCAGAGCCGCCCCACUUCACCCCCACAAACACAGCAAGAUGCUGCGUUAGUAGCGAGAAGACAAGAGGCCAUGGAAGCAGCUCGGAGAAAGAUGCAAGCAGAGCUGGAUGCCAAAGCAGCCGUCUUCAGAGAGAAACAGAAACAGCAAGAAGAGGAGAAGAGGAGGCAGAAAAUAGAGGUAUGGGAGAGUAUGCAACAGGGGAAGAGUUACAAAGGAACUGCAAAACUUUCUCAGACCACUGAAGAGGCCAGCUCAUCAACAACAGUGAUGAAACCAAAGACGGACAAGAAGUCACUUCGCAGUGCUGACUACAAUCCCCUGUCUGGAGAGGGAGGAGGUUCCUGCUCCUGGAGACCUGGCAGGAGGGGGCCAUCAUCCGGUGGAUGAGGUUAAAGAAGGUCAGAGACAUCGGUCUGUAUGACCUUUGACCUCUGACAUCCUGAUGUGCACACUGACUGACUGAACCAAGCUGACGAUGUCACCAAGUCCACACUUUAUUAUGAUUUUUUUUCUGUAACUGGCUCCAUAUUUCUAAUGGGAGUUGAUGAGUUGUCAUUCUGAAUAGCACUUACCUGCGCUCCUGUUUGAUUUCCUGUUGUUUACUCUCUGAUUUCUCUGUGCUGCUGCAUCGUUAAGCAUCAAACACAAUAUGAUCAUCUUGAAUCAAUUGUGGAAUUGAAAGCUUGUAAUGAAGCCGUUCCUGUAAAUGGUUCUUCACCACCAGGUUUGGCUGAUGAAUUUCACAGUCAGUGUCUUUUCUCAUAUAUUUUAAUAUGUUUACCUAUGUGUACUGCCAUAGCUUUAGAGCUUAUAUUACUACAGCAGCUGUAGCUGGUGGGCAAUCGUUAAGUACAAGAAAUAUUACAUUCUGAUUAUAUAGUUACAAACAUUUUGAUCUGCAGAUGGUGGCAAAUUAAAGGACAAACCUGAAAACUGAGUGGAGGAACAGGACGACAGUGCCUCCAUCCAAUAAGGAACGAGAGGUCACAGAAUGGUUUAAUGGGUAUGAAAAUGAUGUGAAUCAUAUGCUGUGGCCUUCAGUCACCAGAUCUCACUCCAGUUGAACUAUGGUAGAUUUUGGAGCGACAUGUUAGACAGCACUCUCCACCACCACCAUCAUCAAAACACCAGAUAAGGGAAUAUCUUCUGGAUGAAUGGUGUUCAUCCUGCAGUAGAGACCUCACAAGGGCACUUUAUGUUGAUUUUUCCUAUAAUUCGUCACCCCUCUGUAUCUAAAUGUAAGGAAGGUAUGUCUAUAGAUUUACUCUCAUUUUUAUGCAAUAAAAACACGGCCACCAGGUGUGUGUCCUUCAGGUCUGACAAA
Seriola dumerili (greater amberjack) is the source of this 1665-nucleotide messenger RNA. RefSeq names its product selenoprotein S (gene selenos). The coding region runs from base 150 to 728 and encodes 192 amino acids. Gene Ontology annotation, cellular component: Derlin-1 retrotranslocation complex; Derlin-1-VIMP complex; endoplasmic reticulum membrane. Gene Ontology annotation, biological process: endoplasmic reticulum unfolded protein response; retrograde protein transport, ER to cytosol. Lineage: Eukaryota; Metazoa; Chordata; Actinopteri; Carangiformes; Carangidae. The transcript is spliced from 6 exons. The record is from RefSeq and is a predicted model, not a curated record.